AUGCAGCCCGGCCAGCAGCCCCAGCCCAGCGGUAGCUACUACCCACAACAAGCAGAACAAUACGCCGUCCCGCCGAUGAUAGUCCCGUCGCAAAUGCCUAUGAUGAUGCCGGGACAGCAGUAUGGGCAACCGCCUAAUGUUCCUCAACAUAUGCUCCGGCAUGGCUACAUCGCUGCGACGUUUGGUACUUAUGGCGAGACGGCCUACUGCGCGUUUCUCAAGUGUGGGCUGGGGCAGAUCCCGCUAAUGUUCUCGAUACCGGGCUGCACUGGCGCUUACACCGUCGCUCAAAGCGUUCUUCCGCAUCUUCCAUAUGGAUGGCGGGCUGCAGAUGGCGCACCCGUCAUCCUGCUUGACUGCAUCAUCGACCAGACGCGCGGACCGGUUGUCCCACAGGAGGUGUGGAUGCCGAAUAGUCCGCGCGUGUACGACCAGCACGUUGUGCGGGCGGUUCUGCGCCCGCCGACGUUCUUCGUACACACGGAUGGGAGCGUGGGCCUACCACUCCCGCAAAUCCUGUCUGGCAACUUUGCAGUCAACAAUGCGAACGCACCGGUGGACGUCGGACGCAGUUCGAUUCAUCUGCACAUCAAGAUUCACGGAUACACGGACCGCAAGCGUCAGUUUCAGACGCAGGAGAGUGGACAAUGGAUACAGCUACGGCGACUUGUAGGCCACGUCGGCCGCGCCGUGGACAAGUAUCUGAGGGAGGCCGAGCCUGACCCUGAACAGCCCGUACCCCGAUUGCGCAUCGGGGCAGGAGGGAUUGUCCCCGCCGACGUUGUCGUCGUAGGAGUGGUACACGUUAGCUCCGGGAGCUGGAUGCCCAUUCUCCAGCUCACCCGGGCGCUGGCGUAA
Molecule: messenger RNA, 858 nt
Organism: Peniophora sp. CBMAI 1063
Lineage: Eukaryota; Fungi; Basidiomycota; Agaricomycetes; Russulales; Peniophoraceae
Source: the annotation of a GenBank genome assembly